This is a messenger RNA of Drosophila novamexicana, 1298 nucleotides long. It is a transcript of the gene Six4, whose product is annotated as protein sine oculis. Bases 1 to 1176 code for a protein of 391 amino acids. Gene Ontology annotation, biological process: regulation of transcription by RNA polymerase II. The record is from RefSeq and is a predicted model, not a curated record. Gene Ontology annotation, molecular function: DNA-binding transcription factor activity, RNA polymerase II-specific; RNA polymerase II cis-regulatory region sequence-specific DNA binding. Gene Ontology annotation, cellular component: nucleus; transcription regulator complex. The transcript has 4 exons. Lineage: Eukaryota; Metazoa; Arthropoda; Insecta; Diptera; Drosophilidae.
AUGUUUGAAAAAAAUAUGGAUAGCACAAAUCUGUCGGUGUCCAUUAACGGCGACUUGGACUCGACCAGCUCCGCCGGCACAGCAUCGGAUCAUUCGGCCGUGCAGCACGAUAACAUAAGCUCGCCAAUGGCCUACGGCUCGCUCUUUCUGCCAAAUGCUGGUUAUCGCGGCAACAUUUCAUGUAAAACCGUAUUGCAAUUGGACAAAUUUGCGCCGUACGAGACAAGCGAAAAGGAUUUGAUCGAACGGCGUUUUCAGGACAUCACCAAUGACUAUGACAAAUCGCCGCCGCCCACAGCGGCAACCACGCCCACACACUAUCCCACGCUGAACAGCAUCAUCUUUGAGAACGGCAACGGCAACAGUCUGAGCGAUCUCAACGGCAAUACCAAAACGGAUGCACUCUGUGCGGGACUGCAGCGCGCUCCGACGUCCUUGAGUGGCACAGGCGCGUCCAGUGGGGGUCAUCUGAUAUCCAAUUUAACUGCAGCGCACAACAUGUCCGCCGUGGGCAGUUUUCCGAUCGAUGCCAAAAUGCUGCAGUUUUCCACGGAUCAGAUUCAGUGCAUGUGCGAGGCACUGCAGCAGAAGGGUGACAUCGAAAAGUUGACCAACUUCUUGUGCAGCCUGCCGCCCAGCGAAUUCUUCAAGACCAAUGAGAGUGUGCUUCGCGCCCGCGCCAUGGUCGCAUAUAAUCUGGGCCAGUUUCAUGAGCUCUACAGCCUGUUGGAGACGCACUGUUUCUCGAUGAAAUACCAUGUGGAUUUACAGAAUCUCUGGUUUAAGGCGCACUACAAGGAGGCGGAAAAGGUGCGCGGCCGACCCUUGGGCGCUGUGGACAAAUAUCGACUACGCAAAAAGUAUCCACUGCCCAAGACAAUUUGGGAUGGCGAGGAAACGGUCUAUUGCUUUAAAGAGAAGUCACGCAAUGCCCUCAAGGAUUGCUAUCUGACAAACCGAUAUCCCACGCCCGACGAGAAGAAGACGCUGGCCAAGAAGACGGGCCUGACACUGACGCAGGUAUCCAAUUGGUUCAAGAAUCGCCGGCAAAGGGAUCGCACUCCGCAGCAAAGAACUGAUUUAAUGCUGCCCGUGGGCCAAUUAGAUGCCAAUAGAUUCCCGCGCAUGUUCAACGCCCCCAGCUAUUAUCCCGAAUCUAUAUUCAACGGACAGUAGAGUGCGUUGUAGAAUCUAAAUGCGCAGGCGCUGCUUUGUAAAUACAAAUUUUAAUGUUAUAUUUGGGUCAUCAAAUGACGAUAUGUUUCUAGUUGUAGAGUAAACUUUAAUUUGCUUUAUGU